Molecule: messenger RNA, 1398 nt
Organism: Cryptotermes secundus
Lineage: Eukaryota; Metazoa; Arthropoda; Insecta; Blattodea; Kalotermitidae
Product: glutathione S-transferase D7
Exons: 6
Coding region: 278-925 (215 amino acids)
Biological process (GO): glutathione metabolic process
Molecular function (GO): glutathione transferase activity
Source: RefSeq, a predicted model, not a curated record
GGCCGAGUUUGAACUGAACCGUCUGCUGCUACGCCAAAUUCAGUCGUCUUACAGUGAGCUACAUACGCCGAUAAAAAUAUAUCAGCGUGCAGAGAAGUAGUAAUCGUGCAUGUGUUGGCGUUCCCACAGUAUUUGGGAGGGCCAGAGACAAAAAUAUUAUUUUAUUUAACUCGCUGAAUUUAACUUCAAGUUGUUUCAGUUCACCCUGGGGCAGUGUAUUGACAGCGUCGCGGCCGCUGCUGCACCGGUUGUCGAAGCCAACGAAAAGAAGGCGAAAAUGCCGAUGGACUUUUAUUACCUGCCCCCCAGCCCGCCCUGUCGUUCCGUCCUGUUGCUGGCGAAAAGGCUGGGCAUUGAGUUUAAUCUGAAGAAAGUUAACAUCUUGACUGGCGAACAACUCACUCCAGAAUUCAUCAAGUUAAAUCCUCAACAUACGGUCCCAACUUUAGAUGACAAUGGUUUCGUCUUGUGGGAAAGCCGCGCCAUAUUAGGCUACCUGGUGAACCAGUAUGGGAAGGAUGAGUCGUUGUAUCCUACUGAGCCCAAGAAGCGCGCCAUUGUGGAUCAGAGGCUCUACUUCGAUGCCGGAACCCUUCACACCAGGAAUGCUCAUUACAUGGAGCCAGUUUUCUUCUUCGGUGAAGCACCCAAGCCGGAGAAAUUAGAAAAGAUUAAUGAAGCUCUCGGCUACCUGAAUUUGUUCCUAGAGGGUCAGGACUGGGUCGCUGGAGACAACAUUACAAUCGCAGACAUUUGCCUUGUCGUAUCUGUUUCGAACUCAGAGGCAAUUGGAGCUGACAUCUCCGUGUUCCCUAAUCUUGUUGCCUGGUAUGAAAAGAUGAAAACAGAACUCGAGGACUAUGAAGAGAUCAAUCAGACUGGGGCGAAUGUUCUUGGCGAAAUGUUUCGCAGUAAACUUACUUGAACAUUUCCGUUCAGUUUGUCAUAUACAGAGUUUUAUGUAAAAGACACAAGUUAUUUUCGUCCUUGAAAUCUGCAAUUUUAAUGUAUACAUUUUUAUUAGACUUAUAAGAACCAUAUUAUUUUCUGCGUUCUCAUAUUUAAACUCGGCGUAUAAUCUUAUUCCCCUGACGUCACUUACACCAAAAGCAAGAAAUUUUGUGACAUUUUUAAGAAACGUGAAGCAACUGAAUAUUUCAGUAUCAAUUUGCAUCUCCAAAUCUUUAGUUCCAGAAGAGGAGUUAAAACCCAAGCGACACACUACGGCGAUCUUUGAAAAUAUAUAUAAAACUUAUAAGGUCACAGAUUGUUCAAAGCCGACAAAAUGCAAUAUAAACAGAACUCUUGAUUUUAUAAAUGACAUUUCUCAAUAAUCCGAAAGGUGUCCGGCUACAAGUAUCCAAACAAGGAAUUCCGAUAGGCCGCGCCAUAGCUUAA